This is a messenger RNA of Mesorhabditis spiculigera, 270 nucleotides long. The record is from the annotation of a GenBank genome assembly. Lineage: Eukaryota; Metazoa; Nematoda; Chromadorea; Rhabditida; Rhabditidae.
AUGGGACUGCCGACGGCCUCGCAGGUGGUGGCCAAGCCGGUCGGCAAGGAGACGCGCGAGAAACGGAUGGAAAAGUGUGACCUGAAAAAGCUAGAGGUGGUCGUGGAGCGGCACAAGAAGAAUCGCGAGACGCUGAUGGCCAGCCGGGUGCAGCCGAAGAAAAAGGGGCCUCCAUUCAAAUGCCCGCAAAGCUCGGACAACCCCGGGGAGAGCAGCGGCACCGAGCAGGAGAAGAAGCCGUGGUGGAAGUGCGGCUGCUGUACAAUCGCU